AUGGCGGCUGAUGAGCAAGGCUAUGUCUUCAAGAUCACCAGAGAGGAGGCACUGGAGACUAUGAAGAUGUUGGAAGAUCCUCUUUAUGCGAGGGAAGUAGUAGCCUACACCAACGCAGCACGGGCUGCGGCACAGUUUCUCGCUGACGAGGAGAUACAGUACUCCUUUUGCUUCGCCAUGUCCUUCAGUGCCACACGCUAUCCCAACAUCGUUCUGAAAGCGGGAGGCUUGCCGCGCAUCCUCGAUGCCAUGAAGAAGUUUCCCAAGAACAUUCGGCUCCAAGCAGAAGCCUGCGAAGCUUUACGCAACAUCGCAGAGAUGCCAGAUGGUGCCGACACCCUCCUUAGCACGACUGCCCUGGAGGAUGUGAUGAACUCCAUGAAGAUGAAUGCCCAGGCCGAAUGGGUGGUCCAAGAAGGCUGUGGACUGGUCUGUAGAAUGAUCACAGAGUCUGACGAUGCUCGGGACCGGCUUUUCAAGGGUGAAGGCCUACGGAUCAUCAUGGACUGCAUGGAGUCCUUCCCGCGUGCCAGCUGGGUGGCUCUUUGGGGUGUGCAAGCACUCAGGAGAUUCGCAGAGCUCGAUGCGAAACGCGUCCAAGACGCUGGUGCCUUCGAUCUCGUGCAGCGUGCACGUACCUCCAAGGUCUUCGCCAAGGGCUGCCCAGCCGUGAGGAAUGCCACGGCAGAUUGCCUAAAGCUGCAGCCGCCCAGCGCCAAUCCUAAAAGGUCCCACCGAGACAAUGAUUGA
Symbiodinium sp. CCMP2456 is the source of this 750-nucleotide messenger RNA. The record is from the annotation of a GenBank genome assembly. Lineage: Eukaryota; Dinophyceae; Suessiales; Symbiodiniaceae.